AUGGGGAAGGGUCGGAACAAGAACAAAGACGGAGAUGGCGGCUUUGCCCCAAACCAUGCCAACAAGCGAAAAGACAAAAAUGAGGAUUACGAUUCGGACAGUGGUGAAUCAAUGUCCACCCACAUAACCUUUGACGAGGAUCUGCAAAGUGUUAGAGGUGACAUCGAUGGGGAUGAAGACACAUUGAUUGACUCGCUCAGCGAACAUAUUGAUAAUGCUAGCCACAAGAACGUUGGUAUUCGUACAGCUGCGCUGAAGCACUUGCUUUUUGGCCUGACUUCUCGAUAUUUGAGCGACGAGGUUGCUGAGGAUAUCUCCGAUUCAUUGGGUCAACUGCGCUUCAUCGUCACUGACCCGGCAAAGAAUGAUGCAAUCCGGGCCCAUUGCGCGUUGUGCUUGGCGCUGGCAACGUAUUUUGGCACCGAUAGUGACGAAUUGACGGCACUUGCCCUAAAGGCGCUCCGACAAACCUGGACCGCCACAAAAUCGACGGCCGUCAGUUGGCGACUCUUCGAUAUUUCACUGGCCAGCUGGGCGUUGCUCUUACAGGAUGGCCCCACGGAUGCCUUGACCUCCGCGAUUCAGGAUCAGCCGAAGAUUGUCGGCUACCUCGAGGCGAACUGCACAGAAAUUAGGAUUGCUGCCGGUGAAGUUUUGGCGUUUUUGUACGAGUAUGUCGAUGAUGCAAAGCCGGGCUUCCGAUUCCCGAAUCACAAUCAUGUACAAGAGAUCCUGGAGACAUUGUUGGCCGACAGCUCCAAGUCCAAGGCAAAACGCGACAAGAGGAUACAGAAAUUCAGUCUUCGACAAGUGCAAGUGUUCAUCGAUGGUGGCGAAUUCCCUUCGCUGAAAGUCAAGUUCAGCACCCAGGAGAGUCUGGAACUUGAUUCUUGCGCCAAGAAGCUGCUCUAUGACCUAUGCACUGAUCUUCUUCGCGGCGGGAUGAUGCAGCAGCUGAAAGAAAACGGACUGUUGAGAGACUACUUUUCGCUCGGUGCCCCCGUGCAAGCCUCCGGAUUUGAAGACAAAAUUUCAAAGGCCGAACGGUUAGGCGUCCACGGUGCCGCCGCCAAAUACCGACACCAAGUGCGGUCGAAACAACGCGACAAACGGACCGCCUAC
Molecule: messenger RNA, 1122 nt
Organism: Mesorhabditis spiculigera
Lineage: Eukaryota; Metazoa; Nematoda; Chromadorea; Rhabditida; Rhabditidae
Source: the annotation of a GenBank genome assembly